CAACAUUGCACCGGCCUUUCCCUUUCCUGCUUCCCGCUCCCGCUCCCAGCCAUGCCCAGCAGUCCCAGUCCUUAGCCGGUGCCGUCUACAGUCCAGUCCAGUCAGUCCCUGAACUGUCCGCGACAUCGAGCGUGCGAUGCUCUUUCUCGCCGACAUCUCGACGACGACGACGACGACUUCGACAAACGACGACCAGCGACCUUCGGCACGCAUGCCCCGGUAGGUCAGGUAAGUUCCGGCCCAAACAUCGACCACGACGACGACAACAACGACGAUAUCAUCGACCACACACACGCUCUCGAUCUCGACUCCGACAACAAACCACGCGACAAGCCGCAUAUCAUUAUAUUCUCUUCGCCUCUGCCUAUUCUGAGGCCUUAUUCUUCCACACGCUUUGCUACGAUACGCCCACCCAAGCACCAAAAACAUACAGGCUUUGGAGUCGCACGCCUUUGACGACUCUCACGAGCACCCACUAUCAUCCACCGCUACAAGUUUCCUUUGUAUCGCUUUCGACUACUUCUAUUCGCGUCCGCUUUUUUAUCCCACCUCGUAACCCCCUUGCGACCGCGGCGUCGUCUACCUUCAUCAUAGCCGCCGGGCGUCACAUGCCACCCAACCGAACUUUGCGACGACGUCACAUCAACCAUAUCAACAGCCAUGGCGGAGCCACCGUCGUCGCCUCCCAACGAGGCUUCCAGCCCCGAAGACCAACUGCGCUGGUACAAGUCCCAGUACGCAUCGCUAGAGGAGGAACUGGCCGAGUUCCGGGAGUCUAGCAAGGAGCUGGAGCAAGAGCUGGAGAAGGACAUCGACCAGGCCGAAAAGAGGGAGCGCAAACUCCAGGAAAAGGCCGAGAGCCUCAAGUUCGAGGCUGAGGAAUGGAAGUCGAAAUACAACCAAGCAAAGAAGGAUGCGAACGCAGCCCAGAAUACACUCGAGAAGGAGAUCACAACCCUGCGCGACACCAACAGGACUCUCCAGCUAAAGUUGCGCGAUAUCGAGGUCGCCAACGAUGACUUUGAGCGGCAGGCCCGGAACACAAGCUCGUCCCUCGAGGACCUCGAAUCCAAGUACAACAGCUCCAUCGAACGCAACGUCAUGUUGGAGGAAGAAAUCAAGAUCGGCGAGCAGGAGCGUGAGACUUUGCGCAUCGAGGCCCAACGCCUGCGGGAGGAGCUCUCUGACCUCAAGAUCGAAGCCGAGCUGCUCCAGGACAAGAUCAAGAAGCAGGAGGCACGCCAUCUGUCGGCCAUUUCCACCGACCUCUCCAUUCUCUCGUCCCCGACUUUCGAUAAGACCAUGGAAGCUUCUCCAGGCUCGACAGCCAGCUCGCCCAUGGUGUCAACCCCGCCUGAUGGAGAAGCACUCCCCGCCGCCAAAAAGUCCCAAAUCAGCGAGCCUCCGUCCCCUCCCAUGUCCGAUGUCUCGGCAUCUGUGCCCAAGAGGAUCGUCUCCAGAACACCCCUCAAGACCCCGGCCCGGACUCCGGCAUCGGCGACACGCAAGUCCCGUCUGCCCUCGACCGAGCACAGCAUUACACCAAAGCCUCGGUCGUUCACAACAUCCAUCACCAGCAGCCGGCCGGCAGGAGGUCGUCCCUCGACGGGUCCGCCAACAAGACCGCCUGUCCCCCGCACCACCCCUCGUUCCAUCUCCACCCGCAUGCCCGCCAACAAUUCUCUCAACCACAUUCGGUCCCUCACGGCCCAGAUGCAGCGUUUGGAGGCGCGUGUCCAAAACGUUCGAUCAAAGCUCCCUGCUCCCGUCACGACACCGCCCCGAGCCUCACCCCGUUCCUCGGUGCUUGGAGUCCACAGCGUGCCCUCGACGGUUACUAUCCGUUCUCGCAAGCGUCCGACGGGCUCCACCGCAUCGCGCGACGACACGACGCCGUCCAACCCCAACUUCUCUGCCAGCACAAGAUCCAGGCAUGUGUCUCGUCUGAGCACGUCAGGCGUCAGCCGUCUGUCUUUUGGCCCACUGCCCAACCGGAAUCCCGGGGCUAGUGUCGGCCUCGAACAGGAGUCUGCAAUCUCUCGGCCGAGCUCGCGGGCUAGUAUCUCAUCGUAUGCCAGGCCUCCGAGUCGCACGGAAAUGGCGCCCCCCCGGCCCAUCAGCCGGGCUAGCAUGUCUGGGUCCCGCACACCACUGGGUCGUCCCCGCAGCUCCCUCGGCGGCGCCCUCCACGCGCGCUCUGCUAGCAUCAGCAGCCGCAUCGACAUCGAAGAAGGCGACGAAAGCGGCGAGUACAGAACGCCGAGCAGGAGGGGGACUUUUUCCCGCCUCGAGGCGGAAACCGCCGUAAGCGGCAUCCCCGUGCCGACCAGUAGCAUUCCAAUGCCUAGCUCACGACGUCAGAGCGGAAGUAGUGUUUCCGGGAGGCGAAGUUCAAUGGCCCUGAGGAGUUCCGUCAUGGGCGUUCGGGACCUCGUCGAAGAGGAGACGUACUAAGGAGAAAGCUCGGACAACUUGGACACUCGCGGAGGAAGUUCUUGAUACCAACGGGAGCGGGAACGUUGUUUAAACUUGGUUUACGGCACAGAUGAGGCACAAUAGCUGCCAGCACAGCGAAGCCACAUGGCUUUAUUCUCUCAUUUUGUCAUAUUGAAAGGAGACAGAAUGUCUCCAAACAGUUUCCUUUGUACAUUUUUUCUGCGAUGAUUGCGGGAAGGGCUGCCGGCGUGGGACAACUGCAUCAGGGCGUUGGUAUGGUUACAAGAGUCUGGACGGGGAAAGCAUGGCGGUGCCUUGGUGGCUUCAUUGCGCUUUUUUACCGCAGGAUGAGGGGGGAAAUACCUUUUACACCUGACGCAUACACAUAUCAUACACAUACAUAUAUAACUCCAAACUCCCGCUCUGUCGGUCGUUAGAAGACCACACAACUUCUGGUCCCGAGAUUCAUCGGAUCUACAAUGCUGUCUCGUCUUUUGAGUCUUGGAGGCCCGAGUGAAUGCAAGAAGAGGAGGCGGA
Messenger RNA from Colletotrichum destructivum, 2973 nucleotides. RefSeq names its product Putative NUDE domain-containing protein. The coding region runs from base 661 to 2454 and encodes 597 amino acids. Gene Ontology annotation, cellular component: centrosome; kinesin complex; kinetochore. Gene Ontology annotation, molecular function: microtubule binding. NCBI's taxonomy places the organism in Eukaryota, Fungi, Ascomycota, Sordariomycetes, Glomerellales, Glomerellaceae. The record is from RefSeq and is a predicted model, not a curated record. The transcript has 3 exons. Gene Ontology annotation, biological process: cell migration; establishment of mitotic spindle orientation; vesicle transport along microtubule.